Molecule: messenger RNA, 1401 nt
Organism: Medicago truncatula (barrel medic)
Lineage: Eukaryota; Viridiplantae; Streptophyta; Magnoliopsida; Fabales; Fabaceae
Product: short-chain dehydrogenase TIC 32, chloroplastic
Exons: 8
Coding region: 133-1080 (315 amino acids)
Source: RefSeq, a predicted model, not a curated record
AUUAUAAAAAACAAAAAAGGAAAUUCUUUUAUUACAAAAAUACGAUCAUUAAAAUAUCAGAUCAUGCAAACAUUAAUAAUCAAUCAUCACCUUGUUUUGUGGUUUUGACUGUAACUGCUGUUGACUGUAAAAAUGUGGUUUAUUGGUUGGAAAGGACCAUCAGGUUUCUCAGCUUCAUCAACUGCUCAACAAGUCACUCAUGGAAUUGAUGGAACCUCUCUCACUGCAAUCAUCACUGGAGCAUCAAGUGGUCUUGGUCUGGAAACAACAAGGAUUCUUGCUUUCCGUGGUGUACAUGUUGUUAUGGCAGUUAGGAAUGUGAAAAAUUGUAUAGAUAUCAAAGAAUCAAUACUUAAGGAAAUUCCAGCUGCUAAGAUUGAUGUUUUUGAGUUAGAUCUUAGCUCUUUGGCAUCUGUUAGGAAAUUCGCAGCAGAUUUUAAUUCCUCCGGUCUUCCACUCAAUAUUCUAAUUAACAAUGCAGGGCUGAUGGCUACUCCAUUCAUGCUUUCUCAAGACAAUAUUGAAUUGCAGUUUGCAACCAAUCACUUAGGCCAUUUUCUGUUGACAAACCUUUUAUUAGAGACUAUGAAAAAAACUGUAAGGGAAUGCAACCAGGAAGGAAGGAUAGUUAUUGUAUCAUCAGAGGCUCACAGAUUUGCAUACAGUGAAGGGAUUCGUUUCGAUAAGAUCAACAACGAAUCAGAAUACAGCAGUUAUUUUGCUUAUGGACAAUCCAAGCUUGCAAAUAUUUUGCAUGCCAAUGAGCUUUCAAGGCGCUUGAAGGAAGAAGGAGUGCAAAUAACUGUUAACUCCCUUCAUCCUGGUACAAUUGUUACAAAUAUUCUGCGGCACCAUGGCUAUUUCAAUGCCGUUGCUAAUAUGGUGGGCAAGUACUUCCUUAAAAAUGUCCAACAGGGAGCUGCAACUCAAUGUUACCUUGCAUUGCAUCCACAGGUCAAGGGAAUAUCCGGUGAAUACUUUACGGAUAGCAACAAGGCAAGCCCAACUUCUUUAGCCAAAGAUACAAAGCUGGCACAAAAACUAUGGGAAUUAAGUGUAAGUUUGUCUAAUACAAAGUAGCUUUGAGGUUUGUUUGACGCGACUCUUGCUACACUGAGCUAGAGCAAACUUCAUAUGUGCAAAAAACAACUAUUUGUAUUAGAAAAGCUUUACAAAGAUUUAGAAAUGCCUAUGGAUGAAAACUUUUACAUCUUGAAGCGUUUUAGUAAUCAAUAGCUCAGAGUAUCCAUUCAUUACAGGUUUGAGAUGGUUAUUGUUCAAAUCAAGCAGUAUAUAAUUCUUUUCAGACUUGAUCCAUUGUAGCAUUCCAUUGCAUUGUAUACUGUUAGAGUUGCCAAGCACAAAAUCUGAAUAAAAGUUCUCAAACUUGUAGACCCAUAA